Molecule: messenger RNA, 707 nt
Organism: Scheffersomyces amazonensis
Lineage: Eukaryota; Fungi; Ascomycota; Pichiomycetes; Serinales; Debaryomycetaceae
Exons: 1
Coding region: 255-470 (71 amino acids)
Source: RefSeq, a predicted model, not a curated record
UCAUCAAGUAAUUCAUCAUCCAAUUCAAGUUGAGCCAAUUUACUCUGUAAAUCAUCAACUGAUUGAGAUUGAGAUUGAGAUUGAGAUUGUGGUUGAGCUUGUGGUUCUAAAUCAUUUAAGAAAUCCGUAUCAUCUUCAAAUAAAUCUUCAAGACUUUUAAUAGGAUUACUGGCUUCUAUAUGUUUAGGUUCGGGAACAGAUUGUUUAGCUUGUAAGUCAGUAAAGAAAGUAUCAUCAGAUUGACUAACUUCAGCAUGAACUGGUUCAGGUUCUGGAUGGUUCACUGGAUAGUUGUUUUCCUGUUGAACCUCUUGUUGAACUUCAUGUUGAGCCUCUUGUUGAGCCUCUUGUUGAACCUCUUGUUGAGUUUCCCAUGGCAAAGCAGAUCGAGUUUCUGGUUGAGAUUCCCAUGGCAAAGUCAGUUCAUGUUGUUCAAUUGGCUGUUGAUCAUCGAAUGUUUGAUUCUGUAAUGUCUGUUCUAUACGUUCUUCCCAUGGUAAUGAUGGAGCUCGUGCUGGUUGACUCCAUGGAAAUGAAUUAGCUCUUUCAGGUUGCUCCCUUGGUGACUCAGAUUUAGGAGGUUCUUCCCAAGGUAAUACUUCAUUCAGUGAUUGUUGAGCUGGUUGCUCUUCCCAUGGUAAUGGCUCUUGUUGAACUGGUUGAGCUGGUUGCUCUUCCCAUGGUAAUGGUUCUUGUUGAACUGGUUG